CAGCCGGGCGGCGGCGGCGGCGGCGUGUCUCUCAGUGCGCACGCCCGGGUCGAGCCCGGCUCCGAGGGUGGAAAUAAUACGUGGCGUCUGAAGUGGGAGCCGCGCAGAGCGGAGAUGGGACCCGAGCGAGAGAUCUGCAGCUAACUCGGCUGCAUUUGCUCACCCGGCAAGGAAGGUUCAGGAGGAGGAUCAGAUGGCGAUCUGCUUGGGAUUUCUUCGCUCACAAGAGGCCAUCUUUGCUUUCAAAUGUCCUUUCUAUGUAUGCCGGCAGGUGUAAAGGAUGAGUGCUUAUGCUGACAUCUGUGCAUCCAGCCAGGCCCAGCAAGGUUCUACAGAGAAUAACUAUCAGCGCUAUGGAGUUCGCUCUUACCUGCAUCAAUUUUAUGAGGACUGCACAGCAUCCAUUUGGGAGUAUGACGAUGAUUUUCAGAUCCAGAGAUCACCUAGCAGGUGGAGCUCUGCAUUCUGGAAGGUCGGACUCAUCUCCGGGACGGUGUUUAUGCUGAUAGGGAUAAUUGUUCUUAUAGUAGGUUUUCUGGUGCCCCCCAAAAUUGAAGCCCUGGGUGUUGAAGAUUUUGUAGUGGUGGAUACACAUGCUGUUCAGUUCAACAGAGCCCUUGACGUGUGUAAGUUGGCAGGAGCAAUUUUGUUUUGUAUCGGAGGGACCACAGUGGCAGCUUGCUUGCUAAUGUCUGCGUUUGCCAAAAGCUACUCCAAAGAAGAAAAGUACCUGCAGCAGAAAUUUAAAGAGCGAAUAGCAGACAUGAAGGCCCACACCCACCCAGUCACAAAGGCCCCAGCACCUGGAGAAUCCAAGAUACCUGUCACUCUGUCCAAAAUUCAAAAUGUCCAGCCAUUAUCUGAAACCUGAUUCUUUCCUUUCCCCCACUUUACACUUCCCAUGAUUUGAAAAGGUCAAUUUUGACUAAUCUGUGUUUGCAAUGCAGCACCACUGCACUCUACACCUAGCAGGAAAGGAAACAGAUUGAAAAUCUAAUCCAGUAGGAAUCCUGACAUUGCAAGACAGCAAAGGUUCAGCCAUUACCGGUUUGAACAAAAAAUAUCGAUUUGCUUGCAAUUGGAUGACUGGGGUGGACUUGCUUCAGAUUCACUGAAUCCUUACCACCUAAAAGACCCCCCAGAAACACAAUGUGACGUUCUUUCAGUUUUGGUUCCCAGAUAAUGUUUGUACUUGGUAUUACUGUGGACACCUUAAAGUAUACCUUGAUCAAGAUUAACCGCCAAACGUUUGGAACAGUUGUUUGUAUCAGAGAAUGGUGCAACCUGAAAGAGAUUUCCUACUCCAGUUUCCACCAUACUGCUGAAGAGGUAGCAUACACACAAGUAGUUUGUUUGUUCAGCAGUUCAUGUUGCUGUGGUUAGAAACAUACAAGAAACAGCAAGCCUCCAGUGUCCUUGCCCUUUUUAUAGCAUAGAGGGUAGAUCAUCCACUUUGUGUUCUAUCAUUUCCCAGUCUUAUUGCACAAGGCUCCCAUCCUCCUCCUCUUUGCGAAGAAAUCCAUUCUUUUGUGUCAACUGAAUUCUGAGGCAGCCCAUUUCCCGCUCGUUCAUUCAACAACAUCUCAUCGCUGUUACAGUAGUAUUAAGCUAUAGUGGAAAACAGCUGACCGUCUCAGUCCUCACAGCCUUGUUUUCCUUUUGAUUUAAUGGCAGUGGAAAAUGCAAUCGUAAAACGUGUGCACUUUUGGUAAGGAAAACCAAUUACCCCAGUUACUGGUCCAGUCUUACGUCCUUUAGGAAUAAAGUGUGAACCAUUUUUAAAAAACCUUGUUAAAUAUGAGGUCCAUUUGCACCAGGAGGAGAUAAGAGCUCAAAAACCCAGCUCUUUGUGUUAUGUGCACUGCGGCAUGUACAUAAAAUGUGUGAGCAUACACAGUGCCGCCCCAUUUAAUUCACAUCAAUGGAAGAAGCCAACAUACACAUUCACUAAAACUGCAGAAGAGAGUAUCCCUACUCCCAUGGCCACAGAAACCUCCUGGGUUUGGAAAACCUCUUGGGUCUUUGGCUCAUUCCGCACAUGCAGAAUAAUGCACUUUCAAACUGCUUUCAGUGCUCUUUGAAGCUGUGAGGAAAGGCAAAAUCCACUUGCAAACAGUUGUGAAAGUGGUUUGAAAACGCAUUAUUUUGCGUGUGUGGAAGGGGCCUUCGAUUGUUUUAAGAAUGGUCUGCAUAGAGUUUUCCCUCAUAGUCUCCCCCAUUCCCAUUAAUUUCAAGAUUUCAAGGAUUGUCCCCGGUCGAAUCUGGUCAUUUUAAAACGGAGAUCCUCUGCCUUCUCUACACCUGAUUGUCUGACCUUAGAAGAAACUAUAAAAUGUACUUCUAUUUUUCUAGAUGAGAAAAAGCUCUCCUGAGUCAGAUUAUAGUUAUGUUGAUGCUUACCUGCAGACCUGCCCUUUUACAAAAGAUAUACAUCAUCUUUGUCUCAAAAGACACAGUUAUCUCAUCCCUUUAAUCCAUGGAUUGAAACCAACUCUGUGUGAAGAGAUGUGAACUUUGUAUUCUUUCGCAAUAUGUGCCCACCUUAUAAUUCUGCCUAUUUUAUGAAUGGAUUAAAUAAAGAUAUAAGAACUGG
Messenger RNA from Sphaerodactylus townsendi, 2593 nucleotides. RefSeq names its product neurensin 1 (gene NRSN1). The record is from RefSeq and is a predicted model, not a curated record. Bases 281 to 871 code for a protein of 196 amino acids. Gene Ontology annotation, biological process: nervous system development. NCBI's taxonomy places the organism in Eukaryota, Metazoa, Chordata, Lepidosauria, Squamata, Sphaerodactylidae. Gene Ontology annotation, cellular component: neuronal cell body; transport vesicle; neuron projection. The transcript has 3 exons.